AGACCACAGGGAUCACAUUAAACACUGUACCUCGGGGAACAAAAUUGAGAAGGCUAAUUAGGACAGGUCACCACAGGGAACCGGAACGCGGGGAGGGGAGGAGGGGAGCCCGCAAUGUAAGAAACUCGGGCGUGGAGUAGUCAGGUCGACAAAGACACUGGCCAACAGUCCGCAGAGGUUCUGGACUCAGUCCACAGAGUUAGGGGCGUGCACUGUGGCAUUCCCUCGUGAUCUUGGAGACUCCGCUCUCCGGGAAGGAUCACGCACGAAAGAGGCGGACACUCCGUGUGUGCUGUGUCCACGUGUGCAAGCUCGCGAGGCAAGGGGGCGCGGAAGCCGUGACAAAGACGAACUUUGUGUCUUAGUGUGUUCCUCGCUCCAGCCGGGAGCAGCGGAUGUGUCUCAUGGGAAAGCCAGGACAAAAGUGACAAAGGUUGGGUGUCUGUUAUGAGGAGACGCGCCAAGGUGGCCACCAUGCGUCCGUGGGUGCGUGCGAUAACUGAGGGAUACAGCCUAGGGGUGUAUGGGACUGCACCCAGAGCAGCUUUCGGGAGAGAAAGGCGAGUCCAGAAAGUGAGUACGCGCAAGUGUGCGCGCGCCCGCGUGUGGGGGCGUGGCAGUAAACAGCAACAACCCACUCGUCAGUUUGGCCAGAAACUCGAAUCUCCCUUCCCAACCCAAAAGUGCACGGCGGCUGAGCCUGGAGGGACCCAGCUGAAGCCUGGCCUAGGAGCCAGGAUGGCCACCCAUAAAACCUUGCUGAUGUGCCUAGGACUGCCUCUCUUCUUCCCGGGAGCCUUGGCCCAGAAUCAUGCCCCACCUGGCUGUAGCCCAGACCUGGAUCCCCUCUACUACAACCUUUGUGACCGCUCGGGGGCCUGGGGCAUUGUCUUGGAGGCAGUGGCCGGGGCAGGCAUCAUCACGACCUUUGUGCUAACCAUUAUCCUCGUGGCUAGCCUUCCAUUCGUGCAGGACACUAAGAAGCGGAGUCUCCUGGGGACCCAGGUGUUCUUCCUGCUGGGCACCCUGGGCCUCUUCUGCCUCGUGUUUGCCUGCGUGGUGAAGCCGGACUUCUCGACCUGUGCCUCUCGACGGUUCCUCUUUGGGGUCCUGUUUGCCAUCUGCUUCUCCUGCAUGAUAGCCCACACCCUCUCCCUUAACUUCCUAGCUCGGAAGAACCAUGGGCCCCGAGGCUGGGUUAUCUUCACCGUGGCUCUGCUGCUCACCCUUGUGGAGGUCAUCAUUAACACCGAGUGGUUGAUUAUCACCCUAGUACGGGGAGGCGGCCAGGUUAGCACCCCGGGCAAUGGCAGCGCCGACUGGACCGUGACCUCUCCGUGUGCCAUCGCCAACAUGGACUUUGUCAUGGCCCUCAUUUACGUAAUGCUGCUGCUGCUGGCGGCCUUCCUAGGAGCCUGGCCCACCUUGUGUGGCCGCUUUAAGCGCUGGCGGAAGCACGGGGUCUUUGUGUUGCUCACCACGGCCACCUCCAUUGCCAUCUGGGUGGUGUGGAUUGUCAUGUACACCUACGGCAACAAGCAGCACCAUAGCCCCACCUGGGAUGACCCCACACUGGCCAUUGCGCUCGCUGCCAAUGCCUGGACUUUUGUCUUCUUCUAUGUCAUCCCUGAGGUCUCCCAAGUGACCAAACCCAGCCCAGAACAGAGCUACCAGGGGGACAUGUACCCGACCCGAGGGGUGGGCUACGAGACCAUCCUGAAGGAGCAGACGGGCCAGAGCAUGUUUGUGGAGAACAAGGCAUUUUCUAUGGAUGAACCAGCCUCAGCAAAGAGACCGGUGUCGCCUUACAGUGGCUACAAUGGUCAGCUGCUGACCAGCGUGUACCAGCCCACCGAGAUGGCCCUGAUGCACAAAGGCCCGUCUGAAGGUGCGUACGACGUCAUCCUCCCACGGGCCACCGCCAACAGCCAGGUGAUGGGCAGUGCCAACUCAACCCUGCGAGCUGAAGAUAUGUACAUGGUCCAGAGCCACCAGGUGGCCACGCCGCCGAAAGACGGCAAGAUCUCUCAGGAUCAGUCCCCGAAAAAUAAAACAAGAUGGUAGAUGCCCUCUUCCCUGGACCACACCUCAUCCGGAUCCCUCAUUGCUCUGCAUCCAGCUGAGCAGGGCCCAGCCGCUUUCCCAUCUUUGUCCUUGGAGCUGGGAGGGACCAGAGGCCACCAAUUUGAAGCAGUGGUCUGAGUGGGGACCUUGGGAUAGGCCUGAAGCAUGUGACUGGUUGCUCAUAGGGCCACAUAUCCCUUUGCCCAUCCCAGCUUCCUGGUACCCAAGAAACUGCAGCUACCAGGAGUUAACUGUUGACUCUCAUCUCCUGCCUUAGCACAUCGCCCAGGUCACAGAGUCUGUGUCCCUAUGUGGUUCUCCGGGUUAUUGUCCCACUGUGAACAUCAGUUGCGUGAUGGACCCUCUUGGCCGUGUUAGUAACCUGUUGCCCCUUCCUCUACUUAGGGCCUGCUGUACCUUCUAGACUUCCAGAAGGUCACCGGCUAGGUUGGUCAGGCUGUUUCUCAUGACCUGAGAGUCCCAGGUCUCAGCAGCUUUGAACAUGGACUGAGUCUCCUCUACCUUCAGUGGGUUGUGUCCCCUCACCAGGGCAGGACCAGUCUGCCUGUUCUGUUCUCCCCGCUGCCCAUCAUCAUGGAGAUGGCAAUAACACCUGUCCCACCUGGGGAAGCUUUUGUUGUCCAGCCCUGCCGCACAGAGAACCCACAUAAGACUUGAAGAGCCGGUGGGCCACGGUGGUGCCAGGGCUUUGUACCAUUUCUGUACCUCGGCUAAUCCCCUCGCUGAAUCUCCUCCAGUCUGCUUUUGGCUUCUGCACCAGCUCCCAGGGUAGCUCCUGGGACAGGUGCAGAUGUGGACGUCUCUGAAUUACCCGGCUCUCACACGUUCUGGAGGUACCUGCUUGGCUAUCAGGAGAUAAGUGGUUGGGGUCUGGGAGUGCCCUUCGGAGACAGUGGGUGGGAGUCAGGGCUGCAUUCUCAGGGUGAGUUGAACCUUUCCUGCGUCCGACUGGUGGGAUGGGUCCAGGACUUCAGGUUGCUUAUGGAACGAUGUCUACCUCAGCUUGGGCAGUGGACGCCCUUGGGACACCUAGACCUGCUCUACUGUUUUCAUCAUUAGAGGAGUGUCUUUGGCCUGAGGACGUGCACCAGAGGGACCCGAUGUCCACUCAGGUCAGAGAGGGCCAUUUUCAGGCUUGCAAGCUGCUGACACCGGUGGCUGAGACGGUGUCAUGGUACCGGACCCUGGAAUUGAGAUCUCCAGAGCAUCACCCUUCCUUCUACUCUUGGGUACCACACAGAGCCUCUUCUGGGGGCACCCCCUCUGUGUGCUAACCUGGCCCUUAGCCCAGCGCUGCUGAGCCUCAAGGUUGAGGUAAAGAUGAGUGGCUUCCUCGUGCUUAGUUCUCAUGCUGUUUCCCAGCAGCCUGUGCCUUUGAUCGUCGGGGGACAGGUUCUCACAGAGUAGGACCGUACCUGCAAAUGUGACUCUUCCUGCCUUGAGCUCUCUGCUGAGUGAGAAUGCGCAGUCCUUCUGCAAGGGAAAGGGGGGUCUCCAUUGCACCUCAUGCUGUUCUUGAUCUAGAGCCCCGAGAUCCGCCACAGUAAGCAAGGGACUAUUUUGCUGUCUCAAGCGAGUCCUUUAGGACUCAGAAAGCUCCAGAUCCCUAGGUGUGUCGCCUGUGGUGGCCGUGUUUAUAGUUCAAGUCCUGCCUGCAGCUCAAGCUGGGGAGGGAUGGGUUCCUGGAGGAUGCAGGCCUGCCAGGAUUUGGGAGUGUCAUGGUUACCCUGCGUCUUCUAGUUCCUGUUCAGUGGAGAAGUACUUUUUUUUUUUCUUUAAGGAGGGCUGGGGACCUCCCAAUUAACAGCUCUGUAUCUUACACAAGCCUUGAAUGGGGAGACAUCAAGUAGGUCCAGGCUUGAUCUAAGCUUCUCAUUUGCAGGCUACUAUCCCUUAAUAGAUGUCACACCGACACUGUUAAAUCCCGUAGUGGAUGUAAAGCGAGGCUCAACCUUGUAACUGCUCAAAAUUAAAUGACUGCCCUUUCUUUGUGAGGGGGUUACUGCCUCUGUU
Messenger RNA from Rattus rattus (black rat), 4098 nucleotides. It is a transcript of the gene Gprc5c, whose product is annotated as G protein-coupled receptor class C group 5 member C. The record is from RefSeq and is a predicted model, not a curated record. Gene Ontology annotation, cellular component: intracellular membrane-bounded organelle; signaling receptor complex; extracellular exosome. Gene Ontology annotation, molecular function: G protein-coupled receptor activity; protein kinase activator activity. Bases 448 to 2064 code for a protein of 538 amino acids. NCBI's taxonomy places the organism in Eukaryota, Metazoa, Chordata, Mammalia, Rodentia, Muridae. Gene Ontology annotation, biological process: G protein-coupled receptor signaling pathway. The transcript is spliced from 5 exons.